GAUCGAGCACCCGCCAGACGGAGAGAAGCGCGGAGGAGUGGGCGGGGACCGGGCUCCAGAGCCCCAGGCCCGCGGGAGGGCGGAGCCGGGCGGUCCCUUCCUAGCCGGGACGCACGGAAGUGCGGUGGAGUUUGCCCAAUUCCCCAGCCUGCUUUUCCUCCCUCUCCCCACCCUUCACCUCCCCUUCGGCUAUUCCCUCCUUCCUCGGGACGCCACCUCCGGGAAUCGCCUUUUUGUUUUGGGGCUGGGCGGCGCAGAGGGGCAGCGAGUCUGGGAGAAGUCAGGCUGGGGACGCAGCCCGCCGCCCAGCCCGCCGGGCCCGCGGGGCAAAGUGGAGGACCGACGGACGCCCGGCGGGGCGCGCCAUCUGCUCGCCGGAGCUCACUCGUCAAACUACUGUUGAGUGUGUGCGUGCACGCGAAGGGUGCGGGGCGGGGGUCGUAAGUCUCGGGUGCGGGGUUACUGGUUUCCAACGAGGUACCUUUGGACGGGAGUCCUUAGACUCAGAUCGGAAUUAGGCAAACAAAAGAGACCAGUCAGCGAGUGGCGAGAAGUCGCCCAAGCUCCUCGCCGCGCCCCCUCCUCCCUCCUAGGUCGGAGCUGGCCACUUGCGGGGCGGGGAGAGGCCACCGAGCCGACUGGGGGGCCCGGCUGCGCCGCCAGGGUCGAAGAGUUGGCGGCCUGUUGUGUAAGCCUCAGUCCUUGUUUUCCCGGCCUGGCUCGUUGUGAAGCCGGACACAUCCACCCUUGGACUCAAUUCAGGAGGCUGCUGCUUUUCUCCUUGCCCCUCUUGGAUUUUCUGGAUUUUUGAAAACCCAAUGGCCUAGGAGGAGGAGGAGGAAGAAGGAGGAAGGGGCAGAUCUGCAGAGGAAUGUGAGAGCCUCCCAAAGCCUGAGCAGCCAAAAGGAGGUGGGAGCCAGAGGGACGACAGAACCCUGCUGGGUUUCUGGAAUGGUGGUUUCCCAGUGAUUCUCUUCUAUUUUAGAACAUUGUUUCAGUGGAAAGUGUCGAAUUCUUGCCCUUGCAGAGCUGGUUUCUCCAGGUCACUUGACUGUUCUGGAAGUGGGAGGAAACAGAGACUCCCCCCACCCCCCUAGGGACUACUGAGGGAGGGGAAGAAGACUAUGGAUGUGAGCUGUCCCUGCUCACAGGCAUGUGCCCAGAGACCUGAUGGGGCACUUUCUGGGCCAUGGGCAGUGCUUUGAAGAACAGGCUGAACAGCAUUUGUGGAUGCUGAAAACCCACCCUGGGGGCCGAGAAACUGAGCUGUAUAACAGGCAUUGAGUUGCUAGUGCAUUCUUGGACAUUCUAGUGAAUGGUCUGGGCAGGACCCUCUCCUUCCAUCUUUUUCUAUUACCCAGCCCAGACAUGGCACUGAAAGGCCGAGCCCUCUAUGACUUCCACAGUGAGAACAAGGAGGAAAUCAGCAUCCAGCAGGAUGAGGACCUGGUCAUCUUUAGUGAGACUUCACUGGACGGCUGGUUGCAAGGCCAGAACAGCCGUGGUGAGACAGGGCUCUUUCCUGCUUCUUACGUGGAGAUCAUCCGUUCUGGCAUCAGCACCAACCAUGCUGACUACUCCAGCAGCCCUGCAGGCUCCCUGGGCACCCAGGUGAGCUUGUACAACAGCCCCAGUGUGGCCAGCCCGGCCAGGAGUGGUGGGGGCAGUGGUUUCCUCUCAAACCAAGGCAGCUUUGAGGAGGAGGAUGAUGAUGACUGGGAUGACUGGGAUGAUGGAUGCACAGUGGUGGAGGAGCCACGGGCUGGUGGGCUGGGCACCAAUGGGCACCCCCCCCUCAACCUCUCCUACCCUGGUGCCUACCCCAGCCAGCACAUGGCCUUCCGGCCCAAGCCACCCCUGGAGCGGCAGGACAGCCUGGCAUCUGCCAAGCGAGGCAGUGUGGUGGGUCGCAACCUCAACCGUUUCUCAUGCUUUGUGCGCUCUGGAGUAGAGGCCUUUAUCCUGGGUGAUGUACCCAUGAUGGCCAAGAUUGCCGAGACAUACUCCAUUGAAAUGGGUCCUCGUGGUCCCCAGUGGAAGGCCAACCCCCACCCGUUUGCCUGCUCUGUGGAGGACCCCACCAAACAGACCAAGUUUAAGGGCAUCAAAAGCUACAUCUCCUACAAGCUCACACCCACCCAUGCUGGCUCACCAGUCUAUCGCCGCUAUAAACACUUUGACUGGCUCUAUAAUCGCCUCCUACACAAAUUCACUGUCAUUUCGGUGCCCCACCUGCCUGAAAAGCAGGCCACAGGCCGCUUUGAGGAGGACUUCAUUGAGAAGCGGAAGCGGAGACUUAUCCUCUGGAUGGACCACAUGACUAGCCACCCUGUGCUGUCACAGUAUGAAGGCUUCCAGCAUUUCCUCAGCUGCCUGGAUGACAAGCAGUGGAAGAUGGGCAAACGCCGGGCCGAGAAGGAUGAGAUGGUGGGUGCCAGUUUCCUGCUCACCUUUCAGAUCCCCACAGAGCACCAGGACCUGCAGGAUGUGGAGGACCGUGUGGACACAUUUAAGGCCUUCAGCAAGAAGAUGGAUGACAGUGUCCUGCAGCUCAGCACUGUGGCAUCAGAGCUGGUGCGUAAACAUGUGGGGGGCUUCCGUAAGGAAUUCCAGAAGCUUGGCAGUGCCUUCCAGGCCAUCAGUCAUGCCUUCCAGAUGGACCCCCCCUUUAGCUCUGAGGCCCUCAACAGUGCCAUUUCUCACACGGGCCGUACGUAUGAAGCCAUUGGGGAAAUGUUUGCUGAGCAGCCCAAGAACGACCUCUUUCAGAUGCUCGACAUGCUGUCUCUCUACCAGGGCCUGCUCUCCAAUUUCCCCGACAUCAUCCACCUACAGAAAGGCGCCUUUGCCAAGGUGAAGGAAAGCCAGCGCAUGAGCGACGAGGGCCGCAUGAUGCAGGACGAGGCCGACGGCAUCCGCAGGCGCUGCCGCGUGGUGGGCUUCGCCCUGCAGGCCGAGAUGAACCACUUCCACCAGCGCCGUGAGCUCGACUUCAAGCACAUGAUGCAGAGCUACCUGCGCCAGCAGAUCCUCUUCUACCAGCGGGUGGGCCAGCAGCUGGAGAGGACCCUGCGAAUGUACGACAGCCUCUGACCAGUGUGCCAGGCCCUCCCUGCCCCUGGGCCUGGUCGCUGCAGUGCACCCUGUGUCCCAGUCUCCCUGUCCUGGCAGUAGCUGGAGGGGUAGUCGUUGUAGGGUGAGGUAAAUAGCCUGUGGCCUCCUGAGAGAAGGAGCUUUUAAGGAGUCAUGGGUACUCUUCACCCCUUAAAAGUAGGGGCAUAGCUGGAGUGAGAAUGGGGCCAGGAACCCUCCAGGCCAAGGCUUGGGCUGUUGAUCCGUGUGGGCCGGGCCAGGGUCUUAACCUCCUUUAGAGCCUAAAGUGCUUACUUCAUCUGGCCACCACGCCUUGUCCCCUCAGCAGACACCUAAGCCUGCUGUGACCCUGGAUCAGAAACUGGGCACCCAGGGCUGUGAUGUGCCACCCUUGAGGAGUCCUCAGUCAAAGUGGGGGUCAGACAUAGAAACAGAGAUAGGCAGUAUGACAGAUGGUUAAAUCAGGGGUUCCUGGAAUCUCAGAGGGACCACAGCAUUCUGCUGGUCAGGGAAGACCCCACAGAGGAGGCAAUAUUCAAACAGUGUUUUGUUCUACAGUAAGUGAGGAGGAGGACAUUCAGGGGAGCAAAAUAGCUCGGUAAAGGGACAGAAGCACAAAAACAACUUCUUCUCUCCUUUACCUUUCCUGAGCAAGGUUGGUGGCCCAAUCCCCAAACUGUAGCCUGUAUGGCAGCCACCUGCAGCCCUGGCUUUCUUUGCUUCACCCUGUCCCCCACAGGAGGGGCUGCAGGCCAGCUCCCUCCUGUAGGCCUCUGGGUGCAUCCCACUGCCGAGCCCCAUCCUCCUUUGAUUAGGAAACCGCUCAGCAUCCCUCCCGACUUGGGCUCAAGGUGCUGACACACUAGGGGCCCUAGAGACCUAGUGGCACCUUCCUAGAGAAGACUCUCCCAAAUUACCAUAUGUUUGAGUUCAUCAGCAAUAACUCUCCACACUCCAAGCAGGCCCAGACCUCAGGCUCCCAGAGUCCUUGGCCUCUGAGGCACUGUCUUCCCCAAAUUGUCCCACUUAUACAGUGGGAAACCUAAGAGGAAAAAGACAGGGGCCCGCUUACCACCAUUCCAGGGAUUCCAGACCCAUCUACCCACAGCCAGCCUCACUGUGAUGUGCACCCUAGCUCCUGGUCAGAUUGUGCUGUCUUGGACCUAUGUUUACAUCCCCAAGGGAUUACUGCCUCCUCCCCACCCGGGCCAGGGUGUGGUCCAGCAGCUUGUCAGGGGAGCUGACCUGUGCCACCACUACCCCCCCUCCCCCAACCAGGUGUCAUGGUCUGCUCCUGGCUGCUGCUGCUUGAAUCUUUUUUCUUCCUUUUUUCCUUGAUAAACCUUUUACAAUGAAGACAACAAAAACAUGAUGUUUUCUGUUUGGAUCCCAGAAGGGAUGAGGGCGGGGCAAAUAUAGAACCCUGAUUACUCCUGGGAACCUUUGGAACAGAUUCUGAGAUCACAGUGGGCAAAAAUUUAUCACAGAACCUUAAAAGUUGGGGGCAGCUGUGCCAAUGGGAGAUGUUAACUGGCAGGAGGGGCUGGAGGUGGCCUCAGACCCUGGCUGGCUGCACUCCUUCCCCAGAUCUCACUCUCCUUAUCUUUGAAAUGGGUGAAAUGCUGCCCAGGGCUUUGGCUGUGCUGCUCCUUGAUCUAGGACUGAGGGUUAUGUGAGGAAGGGCCAGGAGGCUGUGCCCCAGGACAUCCCAAUAGACAGGUGUUUCCUCUCCCCAAGGAGCCAUGUCCUAGAAAGCCCUAGUGCAAGGCAGGAAGACUCAGUAACUGUGUCUUUCCCCCAAGCCAUCCUGGGUGCCCAACCCUGCCGUGGCUGCAUGUUGGAAACUGGAAAGGACCCCCAGCUAUGCCUUUGGGAGUGCCCUGGUCAAGAUGGACAGGAGCCUGUUCAUAGACAGAAGAGAGAAGAGCACUGGCUGAGAUGUGGUUCUCUUUCAGAGGCAGUGGGGACACGGUGGAAGCAAGGCUUCCAGGCUCUAGGCCACCAGGGAGGGUUUUGGCCAGGUCAGGGGCCUGGGAGCUUGUGGCAGGGGAGAUGGGGAAGGGCCAGCAGGUGGUGGGCAGGGCUCCCUGUUUGGGGAAAAGCAUCUGAACUUGUGGAGUAGGUCCCCCUGGCCCUGGGUCAACAUUAGGUCAGAUUCGGGACUUUUUGAGGAAUUUUCCCCUCCCUCCUCCUUGCCCUCCUUCCUUCCUUUUCUAGCCCAUCCAAGAAACUUCCCACCCUUAACCUCUUCUCAGCUCUGACCUCCGUAUGGUCUUCUGCAGAGGGGGCUCUGAGCAAUGGGUGGAGGGGUGUUUCCUUCCCAGGCCAGUCUGGGCAGAGCUGCUGGGAAUCCUCUCAACUCACGGUGACUGGAAAAGUCCCCUGCUAAUGCUUCCUGCUUUGGGAGCAGCGUUGCCCUCCUGUGUCCCUUCCUUGACAGGGAGGGCUACCUACUAUGGCUGUCAUCCUCAAGGUUAGGCAGUUGGGCUGAUACUUUUCUCAGGGGGGCUUGGAUCUAGGAGAAGAAUCAGAAAGUGAAGUCUUGGGAUGGGGCCAGGCCUGCUCUGGGCAUCCUGAGGCCUCCGGGCUAGGGCGGAAGUGUGGGUGGGGAGUGAGGAUAUCUGAGGAUAUCUCUAUCUUUCUGUGGGUUGGGGUGUUGGGGAAAUUUGGGGUUGUCUGGGCUAACUGACCCCUCUUAGCAAGGCAUCGAGGCCAUCCUGGUGGUGGCAGGGCUUGCUGUCUGGCCUCAUCACAGGCAAGGCAGAUGUUCAUACUGAGCUGGGCCCAGCUGCCUCCAGUUUCCUCCCUCACUUUGCUCAGAGUGGGGUGGAAAACAAGGCUUCUCUUUCUGUGUGGGCAGCUACCAGGACCUGGGGGUGGGGGACUCCUGGUCCCCAGUCUUGGCCCAGCCCAGGAAAAGGAGUCUGCUUUGUGACUACAGGUGGGGGCUGGGGAUGGAUACAGAUCUCAGUUCCUGCAGUCCGUCACUGCCUGGGCACAGGAGGGCUAUGAACCGAUAUGCUGUGACUGUGCCAUUGGCUGGAACAGAGCCAGGCCUCAGAGAGACAGGUGGCUCCAUGGCCUCAGCCCUGCACCAAGUCCCCAUCUGGUGACAGAGCUGCAUGUUGUUCACACACCCACAGUCUCAGACAUGAUCGCUUAGUCUCCGAAGCACAACAGCAGCAGACACAACCACACAUAGUUGCAUGGGUACGGAGGCCACACCUGCACGCUCAUGUGCUUACAGUUGCACCCCAGCUGCCCUGCCACACAGUGUUACAUGUUUACAACCAUGGCCACACUCAGCUACUUCCAAGCGUGUUACCAUCACAGCAUCAGUUUCAGCUGCUUGGUCACACACAGCCUUACAUAAUGACACACUCAGAUGUACAUAGCCACAAAGUCACACAUGCACAGGGCAGAGGUGUCACAAGCUUGGCCAUGCCUGGACCACACCUGCAUCAUCUCCUAGGUCCGUAGGCCAGCCCAUCAGAGACCUCAGAGGAGAGCUUUGUGGGAUAAGCAUCCCUGGAAAGGUUGCAGUUGGGAUGAUCAGACACAAGUUCAACUUUUCAUUGCACUGGCGGAACCUGAGGCCCAGUGAGCAGUGACUGCUGGCCACACCACCUACAGGGCAGGGGAUACUCUGGUGCCAGAGCCUAGCUCUGAGCAGGUUCUGUGGCCUGUCCUUGCCCACCCCUGAGCCAGUCCCUAGUGCAGCCUGCCUCUGAAGGCCCCUGGAUGAACCCAUCUAAUAAAGCUCCAGACACCUCCCAUUUCUCAAGCUGGAGCUGAGCUGCAGUGUCCACAAGAGCAGGAGCCAGGAUGCAGUGGGCAGGGCCUGGGCCGGGGCGGGAAGCAUUCCUGCACCAGCUCCUCCCCAAGCAUGUGAGGACCGGCCCCACCCUGCCCGCUGACUCAGGCCUCACAGAGCCAAGCCUGCUCAGCUCCCCUACCCACCCCAACCGGUUUCCUCACCAAUUGCAUACCCCUUCCUUUCUACUGAUUGGGGCAGGGGGUCAAAGAGGGUGAGUCCUCGCAGGAAGACCAUGGGGAAGAUCAAACUUUACCUCCCCCAGGCAUAGCUUAGAGGGCUGAUUAUGAAACCCAGCUCCGUGGUUCCACAUAGUGUAACACAAAUCUUUUUUCUUUUGGUUUUGUUUUCUUAGUCAAACCCCAACGUCCUGCAGUUGAUUUAAAAAGCAGGGCUCACGUAGCUGUGGUCUCCAGGGUCUGCACAGUGGCCCCAGGAGGCAAUGUUUUUCCAUUUCACAGAUGAAGAGACUGAGACUUGGCUAGAGGGGAGAUGACACCUGCCUAGGAUCACACAGUGAGGCUGUCGCAGGGCUGGACUUGAACCCAGCUCUCUGCUUUCACUCCUUAAAUUCACAUUGAUUAACUCAUUUAGGCCCAAAGGAAGAGGAGGUGGCAGAUCUCUGCUCCAGAGGUAUGAAAGGAUGGAAGGCUGGGCAGCUCAAUAGGUAGGGCACUGGCCCCAUAAAGCAAGGGUGGUGGGUUCGAACUCGGCCCCAGCCAAGCUGCAACAACAACAACAAAAAAGGAUGGAAAGCCAGUGAACUCAACUACUGUCACGUGAGGGGUGUUGAAGGGUAGGGUGAGUCUCCCAGCCCCCCUCAAAAAGAGUUUGAAGACAGCAUUGCAAGGUGACAGCUGCAAUUCAGGACCUGCAUUUAUAAAGGAAUGUGUGAGGAACAUAACUUCAUUUUUCUGUAUCUUACCUGAACUUCUCUUUUUCUCCUCCAUUCUCCCAGAUGAUAGAAAAGUAAUCUCAAAUUACUUUGGGACCCCCUCCCUUGCAUAUAAGUUUUGGGGAUGGCACAUGUGAAGAUAUUAGGCAGGCCCCCGGCACUUUGAAUUUCAGAGGCUGAAUCCUAAACUCUAACACACAUAUUAAAAUUUGCCUGCAUUUGCAUUAAAGUGAUCCUUGGUUUGGUUUACAAUUUGACAAUGUAGCUUUUUUCUUGUAGAUA
Nycticebus coucang (slow loris) is the source of this 8084-nucleotide messenger RNA. It is a transcript of the gene SNX33, whose product is annotated as sorting nexin 33. The record is from RefSeq and is a predicted model, not a curated record. NCBI's taxonomy places the organism in Eukaryota, Metazoa, Chordata, Mammalia, Primates, Lorisidae. The coding region runs from base 1369 to 3093 and encodes 574 amino acids. Gene Ontology annotation, cellular component: plasma membrane; cytoplasmic vesicle. Gene Ontology annotation, biological process: mitotic cytokinesis; intracellular protein transport; plasma membrane tubulation. The transcript is spliced from 2 exons. Gene Ontology annotation, molecular function: phosphatidylinositol binding; protein binding.